AUGUCGUGGGCAAAGCACAAGAAGAUUCUGGCCAUGGCCAAGGGUUAUCGUGGACGCGCUAAUUCUUGCUACCGUACCGCCAUUAAUCGUGUAGAGAAGGGUUUACAAUACCAGUACCGUGAUCGCAAGCAAAAGAAACGUGAUAUGCGGUCGUUAUGGAUUCAGAAGAUUAAUGCUGGUGCGCGUCAAGAGGGACUGUCGUACUCAAAGCUUUACGGCAAGAUGAACGGCUCAGGCAUCGAGCUGAACCGGAAGGUACUUGCUGACAUGGCUGCUACGGAACCCUUUAGCUUCAAGUCAGUGUUGGAAGUUGUCAAGCACAUGGAGAGCGUCACGAAAGCUUUGUAA
This is a messenger RNA of Peronospora belbahrii, 348 nucleotides long. The record is from the annotation of a GenBank genome assembly. NCBI's taxonomy places the organism in Eukaryota, Oomycota, Peronosporomycetes, Peronosporales, Peronosporaceae.